This is a messenger RNA of Phytophthora nicotianae INRA-310, 1548 nucleotides long. RefSeq lists its product as hypothetical. Gene Ontology annotation, molecular function: serine-type carboxypeptidase activity. The record is from RefSeq and is a predicted model, not a curated record. Gene Ontology annotation, biological process: proteolysis. The transcript has 2 exons. NCBI's taxonomy places the organism in Eukaryota, Oomycota, Peronosporomycetes, Peronosporales, Peronosporaceae. Bases 1 to 1548 code for a protein of 515 amino acids.
AUGGUGACUGAGACUACGCCACUGCGCAAUGCCGAGCGCCGACCACUGGAGCCGUACGCGCACCACAAGAGACGCAUUGCUGGUCUCGCAGUUGUCGGCCUCAUCCUGGUGGUGGUCGCUGUGCUCACGACGACGAAUAUUGGCAAGAAGACGCACUCACAGGCGAUACCACAGCAGCCGAUCAAAGUGACGGAGCCUCACACAGACCUGACGCCGCUGAAUACUACGAGGCAUCACCAUACGCCCGCGCCGACGUCCAAGAACUGGUUCCAAUGCGGAACCGAGAGGAGCGAGGCUGGCUACAUCACGCUGCCUUACAACGUAGGCGAUCACCUAUUCUACUGGUUCUUCGAGUCUCGAAAGGCCCCAGCCAGCGACCCGUUGGUGCUGUGGAUGACCGGUAGCGGCUCAAGCUGCUUUAGCCUCGUGACGCUCCUGACGGAGAACGGCCCGUGCCAGAUUAUCUCGGAGGGUACUACAGCACUGAAUCCGUACUCGUGGACGUCAGAGGCGAACGUGGUUUGGCUGGACCAGCCUACGAACGUCGGGUUCUCGUACGGUAGUAAUGCUAGAGCACAAUUCAAUGCGGGGGACGUGCAGAGGAAUGUGUACUGGUUCCUACAGAGAUUCCUAGACAAGCAUCCAGAGUUUCAAGGAAGAGCUCUGUUUCUAGCAGGAGAGGGGUAUCCAGCUCACUACAUUCCAGCUGCUGCACACUACAUUUGGAGAGAGAACUCCAUUGUGGAGAAGGCAAAUGCUACGGUUCGCAUAAACCUCGAGGGUAUCGCUAUCGGCAACGGUUUGGUGAACCCUGCUGUACAAAUGCCGCAUGCGCUGGACAUGGCUGUCAGCAACUCAUACAAUAUUUCUUUGAUUAACCCUACAGAUCUGGCUGCCGCGAAAGAAGCGGUGCCAGUCUGCCACGAGCUUCUGAAUGUGUGCCAGACGAACUCGAGUGCUUGCACAGGGGCGUCACGCUUCUGUUCAAGUUUUCUAUUAGACGCCAUGGACAGCUCGCAUAGAAACAGGUACGAUAUCCGCAAGAAAUGCGACCCCAGUGAUCCGUCAGGAUGCUACAAUACGUCUGCCGUCGCCGAAUACCUCAACUCGAAUGCUGUCCGUGCGUACCUCAGCGUCUCCGAUCAAGUGAGUUCAUGGCAGCAGUGCUCCAGCUCGAAUCGCGAGCACUACUCGGACUUGAUGAUGAACUUUGACGGAUACGUCGCUGAUUUAUUGAACGACGGGUUUAUCCGCGUGUUAAUCUACAGCGGCGAUGCAGAUUUGGUUUGCAAUUGGCGUGGAAGUGACGCUUGGACGAAGCAGCUCAAGUGGAAACAUCAGCGCGAUUUCAAUGAUGCAAGAAAGCACAUUUUUCUAGUGGCUGGAGAGAUUGAUACCGUCGACGCUGGUACUGUCCGCACGUACAACAACCAAUUCACAUUCCUUCGUGUCUUCGAGGCUGGCCACGUGGUUUCCAAGGAUCAACCUGCAGUCGCACUCGCGAUGAUCAACCGAUUCAUCAAGAACCAAAGUCUGCAGACCCGUUAA